Messenger RNA from Parasteatoda tepidariorum (common house spider), 9715 nucleotides. RefSeq lists its product as uncharacterized. NCBI's taxonomy places the organism in Eukaryota, Metazoa, Arthropoda, Arachnida, Araneae, Theridiidae. Gene Ontology annotation, molecular function: neurexin family protein binding. Gene Ontology annotation, cellular component: exocytic vesicle; plasma membrane. The record is from RefSeq and is a predicted model, not a curated record. Gene Ontology annotation, biological process: exocytosis.
GUCAUAAUUUCCGAAUACAAUUAGCAAUCACCGAAAAGAACAACUUUCAUCAUAACGGAUAAUAAAGAAGGGGAGUUCCUCGCUAACCGAACCUCUGUCCCAGAAAAGAAGAAAAAGGAUACCUGAUUAUUAUUACUUUCACUGUGAGUCAGAGGAUACUAUUUGUUUGUGUGUACUCGAACGUAGGAUGCGAUUUUCCGAUGCCACCCAGAACUUUGUUAAAACUGUUUGAGAAUAAAAAAAAUAACUUUUAUAUUAUCGUCUGCGUUUCAUCAAUGAAACGACGUGUGUUCGAAAAUAUUGAAAUAAAAUCGAAGUUUCGAAGAUAUGAUUGGAUAAAAUAAAAGAAAUAAUGAGUAAUCAUUUGAAAGUGGAGUUACAAAGUUUAAAGCGUGGACUGGACGGCGGGUACGGUUUUGAUUUGACCCGCUAUUGCUCCGGUUGUUGGACUAGGUUGGGGCGCAUCUUGAGGAGGGGAUCCAACUGCGAAAGCUGUCGAAAAAGAGUUUGCAAGUCUUGUCGACAUUUCGUGGGACAGAGAGAUUGGAUUUGCAUCCUUUGCUACAAGAAAAAGUACAGCUGCGAGCGUUGGUGGCAUGAUGAUGCUGAUGUUCAAAAGUUUAAGAAUAGUCAGGGGAAAACAGGGACUUACCUCUUACGACUAACAGACUGGUCUUCUCAUGGAGUAUUGGAUUCAGGCUCUAAAAAUGGUUCCAUGAACGGAAGAGUGCGUUCUUUCUCAGAGGAAAAUUUUCAGAGCUUAUAUUCUAGAAGUAGUAACAAAGCUCUAGAAUAUGAAUCGGAAAAUCAUUCCAAACGAUUUAAAAGUCAUUUGCAUCCACAUGUGGAAACCUUUAAUACUGAGUCCUUACAACGAUGGAGGCUACUGGAGCAGGAAGAAAAAACAUUAAGUCGGAAACUAAGAUCACAAGGCAAUAGUCUGAAAUACACAAGUUCCAUUUUGAAACAAACAAGAAGAAAAAUUCGCAUAAUUACACAUAUGUCUCAGAAUUCUCUUUUCUGUGAUGAAGAGCUAGAUUCCGAUAAUGAGCCUGAUCUUCGAUCCAGAAGCGCUCCUCCGAAACCAUCAUCGAUACGAUCAAAAAUUAAUCGAUCGGAAACAAUUCCGACUAUCACUGAUUCCGAAGAAUCUGCUUCUCAAAUUGAAGUCUAUAAUAAAGGUGAUGCAUUACGAAAAUUCAGAAACACAAGAUGGCAACAUGAGAUAGACAACGCCAUUUUGUCUGAAAUAGAAUUUCAGGGUAAUAAUUUCCUAAUUCGACGAUUUUCCGUGAGAGGAACUAGAAUUUUUAAUCGCAGGAGAAAUAUAAAAUUUUAUCCUGAAAACGAUCAAAAUUACGAAGAAUUACCAACUGGCAUGAAACGAAGAAGCUUCUCGCUUCCAGCUCUGUUACCAUUCAUGGACUUUGAAGAUAAUGAUUUCUGGAGGGUGGGCUUUGUUCAAAGUAGAGUCCAAAAGUUAGAAAAGGAUUUAGCGAAUCAUUUUGAAGAUCUUUAUUUUCCUUGUGCCUAUGAAUUCGAAGUCCAAAGUCUUUGCAGUCUCGAUAUGGGGAAAAUCGUACCAGAUGACUAUAGAAUAGCUUAUGUAAGCAGUUUAGAAACAUCCUUAGAAUCUAACUUGGAUUAUAUGGAAGACGCCAUAAGUGCAUUUGGGACUGGAACUUUAGAUGCAAAAAAUGGCAAUAAGGCCUCCGGCUUGGAAACUUUAGACAUUAAACGAAAUAAGAAAUAUGAAUUGAGUGAUGAGGAUGACUGGAAUUUAUCGUUCAGUUCCUCUGAAAAUAAAGAGAAUUCAUCGGAGGAAGAUGAAUUUUAUUUCUUUUUGACACCAGAAACCGUUGACUCGGAAAACACAUCGGAAACUGUUUUAGGUCAGGAAAAUGAUUCCUUUACAAUUUUGGAUGAAAAAACAAAACUAGAAAAUGAGCAAACGAAUAUUAACGACAUUGUCCUCAACGAUUUUCCAAAUGUAAAACUAGCCUGCAAUAUCGAAAAUACAAGAUUAAAUUUUUCAGAAAUUAUAACCGGAGAGAAGGCCCCUACUUAUAAUCUGAGUGUCAAUUUCAUGCUUAAAGAAAUAUCUUUAUUUAAAAAACCCAUUAUUUUUAAACGAAAUCGUUCUUUCGAAGAUGAAAAACUUGAAUUUUCAGAUAUUAUUAGAAAGAACAAAACUUGCUUAUUCUGCAAGAAAAAAAAUGUCAUGUGCAUUGGAGAAUCAAUAAAAUAUAAUUCGAUAUCUAGUAAAAUAGAAGAAAUUUAUUAUUAUGAGCCUUUGGUUACUCCUUUUUCUGAAAUAUAUGCUAUUACUUAUGGUAAGUUGUUUACUAAAACUUUUAUCACAAAUGAAGAAAUGGAAAAUUCCGAAAUUAAACAACUGGUUGUUGAUUUAAUUGAUCAAACACUCAUUGAAAAAUCGUCAGAAAAGAAAUUAUAUUUAGAUAACCCGUCACAUUCUCAACAGACUAACGAAGAUGAUUUUAUGAAAAUAAUAAAUUUUCCCAGCUAUCCCGAAAGCAGCAUUAAUCUGGAAGUAAACCUUUUUUCAUCGGGUGCGUUUUACAAUUAUGUAAAAAAAUCAAAUCUAAAAUUUAAUUCCAGAACAAACACUGAAAAAAAAUGGAAAAAACCGAAUGAAAUUAAAGAUCAAGAAAUAUCUAAAGUUCUUUCUAACGAUGUUAAAAACAUCAUUUACUCCUCUUUUUUAUUAAAUACUACCAAUAAUAUUUUUAACAAAAUUAGUAACCCUAUCACAGAUUUUCCUAAAAUUUCAUUAAUAUCUGAGCACGAGAAACUUCUAAAUGAAAGAAACGUUAGUCUCAAUGACAUACUUAAGUUCUCUUAUAAAAAUUUUAAUCAUCCUCAAGUAAUAAAUUAUUCGAUUUUCAUGAAUAAUUCACAAAACAAAGCUCAAAUAAAUUCUUUCCGCCAAUUAAAAGAAGAUUUUUCCGUAUAUACAAACCCACAAAUUUUAAUUGUGUUUUCAAACCACAGGGCGUUUCGAAACCGAAACUUCCUGAAUGAAAAGGUUAACCUUAGCGGUGAAAAUGAAAUUUUGAAGGGAGAAAUGAAAAACGAGGUGGGCAGAAAUUCAGAAAGUGGAUUCUGUGCUUCACGACGUCAUAGCCACCGCUGUGUUACGUCACAAACUGGUGGAGCAACAUUCGUGGAAUGUUUUCUUCCACCCGAGUCGCAGUACGCGCUCGUUGGCGAUCAAAGUGAGACACGCCUUCCACCUGGAUCCGUGCUUCAGAUAACUGUGCCAGCUGUGCAACGGGUGGCGAAGCGCGAAAAUCAUUCAGCGGAGAACGAAUGCACUGUACUGUGUGUUUCAAACGUAGCAGAUGGUACGUGUCGAAGAAAUCGAACAGAUUGGAUUAAAAGACUAAAAUGUGAUACCACUUUCUUUAAAGGAUUACAUCCAAUACUGGAUUAUGCCGUAAUCGAUUGCUUUGUGUUGGAUUACAACCAUGAGGAUUAUGUGCUACCUGCAGCCUUUACGCUGCUAAUUGCGAACGAUUGCUUUGAUUUACGUAACGGCGAAAACUCCCGUUACUCUGUUUUGCAGUGGAAUAUGGCAACUCUAGGAGAUGAGAUUCGUUCUGUCAAUCGCGUUGUGAGAACUGAAGGGAAAAACAUUUCAAAACUAAAGAAAUUUUUUGAUUCGCCGGAAACAUCAACAAAAACGCGAGCAGACGAUAAUUCCUUCCGAAAAUUCGUGGAACGCAAAACAUCUACUAUUUCGUCACAGUCAGAAAUUAUGUCAAAUGAAAGCCCAAAUAGUGUUUAUUCUUCCCAGGAAAAAUCUUCUGAAUGUAAAACUGUCAUAAAUAAUGUAUCUUCAUCAUCAAACGAUCAAGUAAGUGAAAAUAACAGUACUCAUAUUAAUUCCAACGUUCAUAAUUCUUCCGAUUCACUGUCUGACAUUCCAUUUUGUAGAAAAGUAACAAAAGGUUCAUUGUGGGACAAUGUUGAUAUUGGUAAUAGUGCAAAUGAUAAUGAAUUUUGGAGACCAUCAGACGAUAAUCAUGUUGAGAACGGAUAUUCAGUAUCCAAUUCUUCUUCUGAAUUGCAAGAUCUUAUUGCAGCAUCACGAAGUGAACUUUCUAAAAUAAGGGACCAGGCUGUUUCUGAUAAAUCGAACUUAGAAAGUUAUUUUACAUCAUUUGAAAAUUCUAAAUCAAUGUCAUUCGAAACUUCGGAUUUGUUUAAUGGUGAUCAACGUUUUUUUUCUUCCACAUAUGACUGUGAUAUGAAUGACAUCAGUUUUGAUGACGAAGAUGCUGUUUUAAGUGAUGUGUCUUCUGACGAAGAAAUGCGGGGACAUCCAGCAUUAUCUAAUACGAAUUACCUUCCAGCUUAUGCUCUUCAUACCAUAAUUGAAGAGAGCUGUGAAGAAAGCGAGAGAGAUUCUCGGACAGCAACCCCUACCAACAACACCGAGACAUCCAAACUUGAAAGAUAUUUUAGCUGGGACAUCAUCAAUGAUACUGAAUUAAAUCUCAGGAAAAAAGAGGAUGAUGAAAGUACUAUCUAUAGUGAUUCUCUCUCUGAAGGUACAGCCGGUGAUACUCCUAAGGAAGUGGAUCCUACCCAUCUUGUAUCUUCUCGCUUAGAGAAAUACUUCACCUCUGGGUUAGUUGAUGAUGACAACUAUUAUUAUCCUGAUGAUGCUGAAUAUCCCGAGGAUCCACCUGUCAGUGACUUUGAAGAGGACAGUGUACAUCAAAAAAUAAGUCGAUCUGCCUUAUUAAAUUCCUUAGAAUCUAACCAUCUACCGCCUAAAUCUGAUGAUACCGAAUCUCCCGAAAACGAGGAAGUACCAGUUUCGAUUAAUUUGCCAAGCUCUACCAAAGUCGAAACUGAUACAAAAACAAACGAAACUUUUCCUUCAGUCUGUGAUAAACAUAAUGGAACUUUUGAUAUUUCCCCUUGUAUACAACUUAAAUCUAGAUCUGCCCCAAUAAUUAGAAAUUUGAAUUUAGAAUCCGACAGAAUAUUAGAUGAUGAUGAAGAGGAAAGCAUCGGUGCCGAUGCAUCGAAGUUAAAUAAAACGAUUCACACUUAUGAAAAUGUAUCAUUUAGUGAUAAUAAUGCUAACUGUGAUUUUCCUCAAAGCAAUAGUACUGAUUUAUUACCAGAUGAUAUUACAAAAGAUGAAGCCAUUAAUUUGAAACACAUAUCCAAUAAACAACAAAUAGCUGCCGAUAUUCAAUCAAUAAUUCAAAAACUGGUUUCUCAUUUUUCUGCUGAUUCUUUGAAAGACAGCAUUGAAACUGAUUAUACAUCUGCCUGGCAGAUGCUGGAAACUGAAAUUGAAAGGCUUCUUAAUACUAUAUCCCCGAGCGCUUUAGAACAUAACAGCUGUAACAGCAGUCUAGUCGACAGUAACAACAGUGACUACGGAAGUGAUACAAUCGAGUCCAUUGAUUGUAUGACUGAUGAUGAUGAUUGUGUUGAUUCAAAAAAUCGUAAUGCUAAAUGUCCACUUGUUGAUAUGUUGAGGCCUUUUAAGGUUCAAACGGACUGUGAUUUAAACGCUUUUAAUAUUUCAGAUGAAACAUUAGGAAUAUGGAAGAGAUUGAUACAAUCCCUGCAAAAAGACAACAUAGCUUUAGCGAAAAGUAGAACUUAUGAUCCGAAUGCAGAGGCUAGGUUAUACAUUAAAAAUCAAAUUGUAACAUUGAUGCAUACAGUUACUGUUAAUGAUGCCAACGUUCAAGAUAUUGAGAAAGUUGCAAGUGGUAAUGAUUCCGAAGAAAAAGAUCUCGUACUCGAUGAGCAACCGCUGUCUGAAGAAUUAAAUGAAGCUUUUAAUGUUAGCAUUACUAAUUCAAAUAUUUUAACGGGAAUAAAUGGGGAUGAAGUUAUAAUACCCAAGAUUGAAUCUUCCGAUGAAGGCAUAUCAUCUACAGAUAGUAAUGAAAACAUACAUUUAGAAGAUGAAUCUAUGAAGUUAUCCCGAAAUGUAACUAUUACUGAAGAGAUGAUGGAAGGUGAUUCAUCUAUGAUUCAGCCAUCCUCUAAUUCAAACAAUAUGGAAAAGUCUGAUGAUUCACUACUUAAUUCAGCUGAAACAUUAGACAAAGAGUCUUCUAAAACACCAGAUUCUUCGACAUUACUGCAUCAAAAUAAUAAAACCAAGUUUUCUGACGGUAAAAUGCAUUGUAAAGAAAAUGAUCUAAAGUUUUCUGUCGUUGACAUUGAACUUGAUGAUAAUGUGCCAACUGUAGCAGAAAGAAAAAUGUCCUCUGACAGCCACUGCGAAAAUGAUUCUGAUGAUUUGCUUGUUGUUUCCGAUGAUCUAGCACUGUAUUCGUCUAACGAAACAUUGUCUAAACUAAGAAAAGAAGCAGAACGUUCGCAAUCAGUCAAAACUUCCCGUAAUCAUGAUAUUGGUUACUUUUCUUACAAAUCAUGUGAUGAUAGUUUGCUGCAUACUCCGUCCCCUUCUUCAGAUAUUGUUGAUGUUCCAAAUUUUAAGUCCCUUAAAAGAUCCAUUAAAAAGUUCCCUCCUCCCUCUAGUACUCUUUCAAAAAGCACUAAUAAUAUUUUUCAAACUCUAUCAUCUGACAUGAAAUUUAGUACCCUUCAGUCUAAGUCAAAGAAAUCAAAAUCCUCGAGCCAAUCUCCUUCACGCCAGUUUACAUCUUUAUUUUCACCUUCAUCUGUCAUUAAAAGGAUUACUGGUACAAAAAGUAGUGAGGCCCAGACUUCUGAUUCUACCAUCCCUGCAAAAUAUCUAAAAAAGUAUGCCAAAACUACUUCUGUUGAAAAUGAUAAAGAGCUAUUUGGAGCUGUUUCCAUGCCUCAUCUAAAUGCUGCUUGUAAACCUGGUGAUUCAUACUCUGCAUUAGGCUUGUAUUCAGAAAACGAUCCUGAUAACUCAAUGAAUGUUGAUGAUGAAGUGGAUGCCAGGAGAUACUUUUCUGGCAGCCAAAGUGUUCUUUCCCUUGGUUCUCAUAGUGCUAGUAUGACUAGUGUAUAUAGUGCAGGUGGAUGUCACUAUGGCUAUGUUACAAUAAGUGGUGAUGUUCUCUUUGGUCUGAAUUACAACCAAAAGUCUCAAAUGAUGGAGGUCUUUGUGAAACAGUGCCGAAAUUUAGCUGCCAGUGACGCAAGAAAUAAUAAAUCUAAUCCGUAUGUAAAAGUAUAUCUUUUACCUGAUAAAACAAGAAGCGGAAAAAGAAAAACAAAAACUAAAAAGAAUACUCUCAAUCCUGUUUUCAAUGAGCUAUUAAGGUUUCCAGUUUUAAAAAAUGAACUAGAAUCAAGAACUCUUUGGCUUACUGUCUGGAAUAGUGAUCUAUUUGGUAGGAAUGAUUUCUUAGGGGAAAUUUCACUGCCACUUGGUUAUCGUCUGCUUGAUUCUCCUACACUCAGGUGGUACCCCCUUCAAGAAAGGGCUGAGUCUCUGACGAGCCCCUUGAACUACCGAGGCGAGUUAUUCAUCGCCUUGAAAUAUGUGCCAAGGGACUUGAGUCUAGAGUCCCGUUUCAGACCUGCUCCUGUCAUCUCUGUGAGAGGUGCCCUUCACGUUCUUGUGAAGGAGGCCAGAAAUAUCUCCACCAACAACAGCAGCAGCCCUCUUGACGCCUUCUGCAAAAGUUAUCUCUUGCCUGACAAGAGCAAAAGUAGUAAACAGAAGACACCCAUUGUGAAGAAGAGCAGACACCCCAAGUGGUAUUACACGGUCAUCUAUGAAGAUCUGAGCGUGGACGAUCUAAGGGAGAGAAGCCUAGAACUCACUGUCUGGGAUUACGACAAGAUCACGAGCAAUCACUUUCUGGGUGGUGUCAGACUCAACACUGGCUCGGGUCUGUACCAUGGUGUACCAGUUGACUGGAUGGAUUCUAGAAGAGACGAGUCCUCCCUCUGGCAAUCCAUGCUAGAGAGUCCCAACAUGUGGGUAGACGGUUGCUUACCACUGAGACCAACUUUACACUCACACCUCAGCUGAGAAAGAAAACUGAAAUUUUGUUUUAGUACAAAGUUGUUUGUUUUGUUAAGAUUAUUUUAACCAUUUAAACUGAGCUGGUUGAAGUUAGUUGUUUAUUCACCAGUUUCUUAUGAAAUUAGUUUGUCAUCGAGAAUCAAGAGUCCACAAAAAUUCUGUUUCGUUUUUUUUUUUAUUACGGUAUUUUUUAGUAGCAAUUGACAAUGCUUGCUAGUUAUAUUUAAAAAAAUAUAUUUUAUUGUCGAGAUUGUGCAUCAUCUGUGAGCUCUUUUUACAAGCUUAGUAUGCAUGUAGACAUUAGAUUUUAAAAAAAAUUUCUUUGCUUGUAAGAAUAAUCUAAGAUUUUAGCUAAAGUAUGAAUAACUACAGUGGAGUACUAAUUAACCAAAUAAUAUGAAUGAAAUUUGUCCUUUUCUUUUAGCAUAAAUCAUAGUUUCUUAAAAUUUUUAUGGGAUUUAGAUAAGUUUUAUGUGAAAAAACAAUUUUUUUUUUUAGUUGCUAUGGAAAAAAAAAAAUUUUUUUUCCUCUCUCCUACUACUUUUGAGCAAUAAGAUCAAAAUAAUUUCAUACUAAUAAAAUUCAUGACCUUUGUUUUUCUAGUAAAUUUCCUCUGUAAUAUUUUACAAACCUCAGGUUGCUGCUUUUUAAUAUUUUGAUUUUAUGUAUUCAAAUUAUUCAAACUACUGCAAUUAAUUUCCUUUUUUUUUGGUUAUAAAAAUUUUUUUAGCAACUUCGGGGAAAAAAAAUGGUUUAAUAAAAACGACAGAUGACUGUUGAUUGAUUAAUUUGUUUGUAACACCUAAAUCUCUUUUUCUUUUUUUUUAAAUUUCCAAUUUUGUUUUCAAUAUACUGCUAAAACAAAUGAAAUACAUGAAAACAUAAACAUUUAUAUAUAUGUAGGUUAUUAGAAAAUAUCUGCAUGUUUGAUUAUUUGCUAAUUUGUACUUUACUGUAAAUGAAAUAAUCAAUUUGACCAAUAAAAAUUUUACUUGUCUAAAUUAUAAACAUUUUUAAAAAAAUGACAAGUUUUUAAUAUUCCCAAUUUAAGUGCUCAAUUUGCCAUUAAUUAAAAAAACAAAUAUUUCUUAAUGCAUUAUUAGCAACUUCAUUUGAUAAAUGUAUAUUCAAGUCUAAGUGUUUGUGGCAAAGUUUUCUAUUUGUAUACAAUAUUCUAUACCCGUUUCAUCCGUAAUUGUUUACAUUUUAAUGAUUCAUAUGAGUGUGAUUAUAUGAAUUAAAUCAUUUUAAUUCUUAAAUGAAAUUUGCAUUGAUUAUAAUGUAUAUAUUGUACGAUUAUUACUCAUGUUUAUGAAUUUCUUCAGAUCUGAUCGUUAUUGUGAUCUUGUUUAUAAUGCAAUCGUCAUCAACUUAUCUGUAAAAUAAUAACUGCUUUGACAUGAAAAAAAGAUUUCCGUCCAAGAAUUGUAAAUGUUGUGAUUUAAAAUUAACUUUUUUUAACAUAGCCUUUGCUUCAUUAUUUUUUUAUCAUGCGUUUAUUUGUAAAAUCUUUUACAUAACAACCGUUCCAUUUUAAUGUUGUCUUUGUAUAAAUCUAAUUUAUAUUUGUAUAAUAAUUUCUCAUCGAUGUACUCUCAAUGUUUGUGAAUACUUGGAAUUUUGUACAGAUUAACGUAAUACUUAAUCGCUAUUUUAUAUAAAUGUUUUAUGCGAGAAAAUUGCUUGUAAAUAUCUUGUGUGGAUGUAAGAGAUGAAAUAAAAAAUAUUUUGUUAACAAUAAAA